Molecule: messenger RNA, 1058 nt
Organism: Halteromyces radiatus
Lineage: Eukaryota; Fungi; Mucoromycota; Mucoromycetes; Mucorales; Cunninghamellaceae
Exons: 4
Coding region: 1-978 (325 amino acids)
Biological process (GO): cellular response to oxidative stress
Cellular component (GO): cytoplasm
Molecular function (GO): zinc ion binding; quinone reductase (NADPH) activity
Source: RefSeq, a predicted model, not a curated record
AUGUUAACCUUCUCAAUUGCAAAACAUUUAAAAGCUAGAUCUUUAUUACCUUCUUCUACUUAUUUUAUCCAAAGAACCAUGUCUACUAUGAAAGCUGUUGUCGUUGAAGAAUAUGGUGGUCUUGAUAAACUUAUCUACAAGGAUAUUGAAAAGCCUACUGCAAGCAAAGACUCUGUUGUCAUCAAGAAUCAUAUUGCAGGUGAUGCUGGUGAAGUGACCGAAGUAGGUGAAGGUGUUACAGAUUUUAAAGUGGGUGAUCGCGUUGUUCAUUUGGCAGGUUCUGGAUAUGCUGAGUACACUGAGGCUCCUACCUCCACAGUUGAAAAGAUCACUCAUGAUAUCUCAUAUGAAACUGCUACAGCUGCUGCCAUUCAAGGAUUGACUGCUUUGACUUUGGUCCGUGAUGGAUACCCUGUGAAAAAAGAUGAUUAUAUUCUGGUACAUGCUGCAGCUGGUGGUGUUGGACUUUUGCUCUGUCAAUUAGGAAAACAUUUGGGUGCACAUGUCAUUGGUACUGCCAGUACAGAUGAAAAGUGUGCUUUAGCCAAGGAAAAUGGAGCCGAAUUCACUAUCAAUUCUAGCAAAGAAGAUAUUGUGCAACGGGUGAAUGAAAUCACAAAUGGUGUUGGUGUACAUGCUUCAUUGGAUGGUGUAGGAAAAGCGACCUUUGAUAUCUCUUUGGCCAGUACUCGUCGAUUAGGUACUUUGAUUACUUUUGGUAAUGCUUCUGGACCAGUACCUCCUGUCAAUCUUUCGGUCUUGACUCAAAAAAAUCUCAAGUUGAUGCGACCUACUCUCUACAAUUACUUGGCUACCAGGGAAGAAUCAAGAAGAUGGUAUGAUGAAUUGUUUGCUCUUAUCAAACAAGGUGUGCUCAAGUUCCAUAUCCACAAGGUGUAUGAUCUCAAGGAUGCUCAACAAGCCCAAAAAGAUAUUCAAGAUAGAGUAACUACUGGCAAACUUUUACUUCGACCUUAGUUAGGUAUAUAUAAUUAUGGAUGCAGUUAGUUUAAUUUAUUUUUUUUCUAUUUCAAUAAACUACGGAAAUUCCUCGAUCA